Molecule: messenger RNA, 1931 nt
Organism: Antrostomus carolinensis (chuck-will's-widow)
Lineage: Eukaryota; Metazoa; Chordata; Aves; Caprimulgiformes; Caprimulgidae
Product: vacuolar protein sorting-associated protein 13B-like
Exons: 13
Source: RefSeq, a predicted model, not a curated record
AUGAAGCAAGGUUAUGUUCAGAGUUUGAUUAGACGUGUUGUAAACAAUGUCAACAUUGUGAUCAACAAUCUCAUAUUAAAAUAUGUGGAGGAUGAUAUCGUUCUCUCGGUCAAUAUUACUUCUGCAGAAUGCUAUACAGUGGAUGAGUUUUGGGAUCGAGCAUUUAUGGACAUCUCUGCCACUGAUCUGGUACUGAGAAAGAUGAUCAACUUUUCUGACUGCACAGUGUGUCUUGACAAGAGAAAUGCUAGUGGUAAAAUUGAAUUUUACCAGGAACCACUGCUGUACAAAUGUUCCUUCAGGACUCGUCUGCAUUUUACUUAUGAUAACCUCAACUCCAAAAUGCCAUCUAUUAUUAAAAUUCACACAUUAGUUGAAAGUUUGAAACUUUCAAUCUCUGAUCAGCAGCUUCCUAUGUUUAUACGUAUAAUGCAACUUGGGAUUGCUCUUUAUUAUGGAGAAAUAGGCAACUUCAAAGAUGGAGAAAGUGAAGAUUUGAUUUCCCACACUAAAGAUAUAUUGGGAAAUAUCACAGGUGCAGAAGAUGAAACAAGCUCAGUAAUGCAAUAUCCUACACAGUAUAUUAAUCAAGAUCCUUAUUUGCAUCAAGACGAUGACCAGCAACAAGGAUGGGUUUCUUGGGCUUGGUCUUUUGUUCCUGCUAUUGUGAGUUAUGAUGAUGAAGAGAAUGAUUCUAGUGGAAUUGAUGAUGGAACGAUGCUACAUCAGAAGAAAUCUCAGUCUCUCAAGGAUCCUAUUAUUUCAAUUGGGUUUUACUGUACAAAAGCAACAGUGACUUUUAAGCUCACUGAAAUGCAAGCUGAAAGUAGUUAUUACAGCCCUCAGAAAGUAAAAUCCAAAGAAGUUAUAUGCUGGGAACAAGAAGGAACCACAGUUGAGGUCCUUAUGAAAGGUGAACUUUUCUUUGAUUGCCAGAUAGGUUUUGUUGGUUGCCAAGCUAUGUGCCUUAAAGGAAUUAUGGGAAUUAAAGACUUUGAAGAAAACAUGAAUAGGAGUGAUGAAGAGGCCUCCUUCUUUAAUUGCGGAGAAAAUUUGAGUGCAAAAGGGAUGACAUACCUUACCAAUUCACUAUUUGACUACAGAAGUCCAGAAAAUAAUAGUAUUCGUGCAGAAUUUAUAUUGGAUGCAGCUCAUCAUAAGGAGACAUACACAGAGAUAGCUGGAAUGCAGAGGUUUGGGGCUUUCUACAUGGAUUAUUUGUACACAAUGGAAAGCACCAGUGGCAAAGUUUCAGGGAAUCAGCAAGACCUGUCUUCAGUAAAGAGUGAAGAUCUGGGAAAUGUUCAGGAGAUGUCUACAAAAAGCCUCAUUGUGGGCCCACUCAACCUUCGAUUGGAUAGCAGUGCGGUACACCGGAUAAUGAAAAUGAUAGUUUGUGCUCUGGAGCAUGAAUAUGAGCCAUACAGCAGAACUAAGUCAGAUAUUAUGGAUGGAAAUAGAGCUGUGCCAAGCUCAGAAGAAGUAGCAUUAUUGGAAGAAUACAUUCCCACUCGACUUACAACGUUCACUGUUCUUAAGUGUACAAUUAUAAUCCCUGUAGCAGAAUUCAAUUUACUAGACCACCUGAUGCCCAUAAUCAUGGGUGAGAAGAACCCAAGUGGACUGUUAAAUGCUGCAACCUUCCAGCCCCUGCGACCUUUACCUUCCAUCCGAAUUUUGGUGGAUAAGGUUAACCUGGAGCACUCGGUACCGAUGUAUGCUGAGCAACUGGUGCACAUGGUCAGCAGCCUCGGCCAGCCGUCUGACAACCUGCUUCAUUACUGUUACUCGCACUGCUAUCUGAAGAUAUUUGGUUUUCAAGCAGCACUUACUUCUUUGGACAGUAAAGGAUUGUACUGCUUCCCCAUUCCAGUUAUUCCCUCAUUUAGUACUGCUGUUUAUGGCAAGCUGAUCAAGUUUCCGAAAUAUUG